This is a messenger RNA of Histoplasma capsulatum G186AR, 1981 nucleotides long. RefSeq names its product mitochondrial cytochrome c oxidase assembly factor. The record is from RefSeq and is a predicted model, not a curated record. Gene Ontology annotation, biological process: glutaminyl-tRNAGln biosynthesis via transamidation; mitochondrial translation. Gene Ontology annotation, molecular function: glutaminyl-tRNA synthase (glutamine-hydrolyzing) activity. NCBI's taxonomy places the organism in Eukaryota, Fungi, Ascomycota, Eurotiomycetes, Onygenales, Ajellomycetaceae. The transcript has 5 exons. The coding region runs from base 1 to 1845 and encodes 614 amino acids.
AUGUUGGAGCUCCCUGAGGCAUUCGAAACUCCAGCCUUCCAAGCCUCAAUCUGUCGAUUUGUUCAUCUCCUCACAUCGAGAGCCCGUUGCUCUUCAACGAUCACGACGCGGUGCAAUUUGAGGGCAGCGCUGACGGCUCGAUUGAUGCACAUGAUACGGCAAUGCGUCUCCCACCGUGGUAUUCCCUGUUACCGUCUUGCCGUGCGAAGGGUUGAACUCACAGAACCAUUCCAUCACCCGAGCCCCCGGCCGCUCGGGAGGAAGAAUUGGUCGACUUCGGAUGAGGCCAAAUCAAAGCGCGCGGCAAUGCGGAAGGGCGGCGCACCUCCGCCGGAACAUGAGGAUUGGGAAUUGACUGUGGGCAUUGAAAUACACGCGCAAUUGGAUACGGAUGCGAAGCUAUUUUCAAGAGCCUCCGCAGCCCUUGACGAUGUUCCAAACUCGAACAUAGCACUCUUCGAUAUUGCGCUUCCAGGAAGCCAACCGCUGUUCCAGCCGUCUACCUUGAUACCAGCAAUCCGUGCCGCCAUUGCCCUAAAUUGCGACAUCCAGCGAAUACGGGGACAACGAAUAUAUGAGCUUACACAUCGUCUAAUAGAACCGUAUGCGAAAAACGGGAGCAUCUGGUUAGGAGCACACGAUGGCAUCGCUAAAGAAGACGGGGAAGGUGUUCAAAUUGGUAUAAAACAGAUACAGAUGGAACAGGAUACAGCCAAAUCGCAGGAACUUCCAUCCUCCACCUACCUCCUCGACUUCAACCGCGUCUCACGUCCUCUUAUUGAAAUUAUCACACUACCGCAGAUCCACUCUGCAACAACCGCCGCGGCCUGCGUUAGGAAAAUCCAGGCGAUACUCCAGUCCGUUGGAGCAGUUACAACAGGUAUGGAAAUGGGAGGCCUUAGGGCGGAUGUGAACGUAUCAGUAAGAAAACGGAGCGAAGCAGCUGGCGACCAUCAAUACGAUGGGGUAGCGGGGCUCGGUCAACGAACCGAAAUUAAAAACCUAAGCAGUUUUAAAGCUGUCGAAUAUGCUAUCAUCGCAGAACGCGACCGUCAAAUCGCGGUACUCAAAGCAGGUGGCACCAUUCAAGGCGAGACACGAGGCUGGACACUUGGCAGCACCGAAACCCGGAAACUUCGAGGUAAAGAGGGGGAAGUCGACUAUCGUUAUAUGCCGGAUCCCGAUCUGGGGCCAGUGAUAAUCGGAGACGACGUAAUUUCUGACCUCAGAAGGAAUAUUCCAGUACUACCUGACGAGCUCCUGCAGAUGCUUGUUCAAGAUCCAAAGUACGGAUUGUCCACAGUUGACGCCAAGACCUUAAUUGAGCUUGAUGACGGACAGCGGCUAGAAUAUUACCAAGACGCAGUUGAAAUCCUCAUCACCCUUCAACCAGACCUGUCUGCCGAUUUCUCAGCGGGAAAGGUGGUUGGCAAUUGGGUCCUCCAUGAACUCGGCGGCCUACUGACUAAAUCGAGCGCACACUGGGAUUCCCAGCGGGUUCCCGCACAAAGCCUAGCGGAAAUUAUAAACCUCCUCUCGCGCAAAAACAUCACCAGCAGCUCGGCAAAGUCUCUUCUUGCAAUGGCGUUCGACGGCGACAAGAGAUCUAUUUCUCAGAUUGUAGAGGACAAAAAUCUCCUUUUCCAAAGCCUUUCCCGCCAUGAAUACAUUGCGCUGGCGGAGGAAGUCAUGCGCCAGAACCCGAAGAUGGUCAGCGAAAUUCGCGAGAAAGGGCAACUGGGCAAGAUGGGUUGGUUUGUUGGCCAGAUCAAGCGGAUCGGCGACCCGAACAGAGUGGAGGCGCAAAAGGCGGAGGAGAUUUUACGAGAGCUUAUUCUCAAGUGAUUAAUAUCUGCUCGAUCCGCUGUCGGGAUUAGUAGCGUGGCGAGCAGAGGGCCCGGUUAUAUAUAUAUGUACUGUACAAUAGGAGAAAAAAAGUAACCAUCAUAAAUAUAAACAGCCUCACGUUUGCGUUUGCUCU